This is a messenger RNA of Penicillium daleae, 1437 nucleotides long. Its product is annotated as CCCH zinc finger protein. NCBI's taxonomy places the organism in Eukaryota, Fungi, Ascomycota, Eurotiomycetes, Eurotiales, Aspergillaceae. The transcript has 3 exons. Gene Ontology annotation, molecular function: metal ion binding. The coding region runs from base 1 to 1437 and encodes 478 amino acids. Gene Ontology annotation, cellular component: nucleus. The record is from RefSeq and is a predicted model, not a curated record.
AUGACAGAGAAUGAUGAUCUUUUGGCCAAGAUUGGCCAGCUCGCAGGUCAAAUCAACAGGCACAAAACUCAGACCACCCAACCCUAUCAACCGUCAUCUCACCAGUCGCAAUACGUGUCUCGUCACGCCCCCUCUCACCCAGGAUGGGCACCUUACUCUCGAGGCAGAGGAAGAGGCCGCCAUGUAGCGCCUCAUCGGAAUCGCACACUAGUUCUCAACAAUGGAACGCCUGCUUCCGUCCACAGCAACACUUCUUCCCCAGGCCCAUCCAGUGACAACGAUGGGGAGGCGCGUCAACCGACAACUUCCAACGGCUGGGUCGCAAAACGCGAUCGCCAUAUGCAGCUGAUCAACUCUGCCGUCUACGAUAAAGAGAAGCAAGCUCGCGCCAAGGCGAUGGAGGAAACUCGCAAGUUCAAGGAGCAACGACGCGCCGAGCGGGAACAGUCCAAGGUUCUUCGAUACGCGCAGGCUGCCAGAGGCGGUGCGACAGUGUCGACGACCACGCAACCAGCGGCUGCUCACCAGAUUCUUGUGAAUGACAUCCCAUUCAAGGUUACACAUGGUGGCAGCAAGUUGGUUCGGGUAUCAAGUAUGAAAGCCUUGCAUGACCUGUGUUUCCCUGGAACUGGCUUACCUGUUCUAGAUGAUCCAAACACAGCCAACAUCACACCCAAGCGAGUUAACGUGGCUGGUGUGACAUUCGUCCGGAGCAAAAAUGGCAAUCUCCACCGUCUUGGAGCUGUGGCCUCGAAAAUGUGCGUUGUCGAGACGGUAAACACUCGAGUCUAUGCUAACUGCCACCGAAGAAAUCCAACCACAGUCAAGAAACGCAACGAACUCUGCAAAAGAUUCACCACGACCGGUACAUGCUACAAGGGGCCAUCGUGCCCAUUUAUCCACGACCCCAGCAAAGUAGCCAUCUGCAAGGAUUUCCUUCAGACAGGCCAAUGCAGUGCCGGUAUGAGUUGUGACCUUUCCCAUGAGCCCUCACCCCAUCGCUCUCCCUCCUGUGUGCAUUUCCUUAGAGGCCGGUGCUCCAACCCUGAUUGCCGCUACUCGCACGUCCGGGUGACACCCGGCGCCCCCGUUUGCCGCGCCUUCGCGACUCUCGGAUAUUGCGAGAAAGGUGCUUCCUGUGAAGAGCGCCAUGUGCACGAGUGCCCGGAUUACGCCAACACUGGUGCCUGUCAUAAGAAACGUUGCCAACUUCCCCAUGUCGACCGUGCUGGCCAGAUCCGCAAGGCUGCUGCCGCCGCGGCGAAAGCUGAGGCUGAUAACGAGGAUGAGUCUGACCAAUCUAGCGAGGACGAGGAUUAUGAUGCGAUCGACUCGGAUGAUGUUGAUUCGGACGAGUUUGAUGAUGUGUCUGCAGAGCUCCUUGAAGGAGUGGAUAGUGGCGAGAUGGCACAGCAGCAUGACUUUAUCAAGUUCUAA